This is a messenger RNA of Caenorhabditis remanei, 2049 nucleotides long. RefSeq lists its product as uncharacterized. Gene Ontology annotation, cellular component: plasma membrane. The coding region runs from base 1 to 2049 and encodes 682 amino acids. NCBI's taxonomy places the organism in Eukaryota, Metazoa, Nematoda, Chromadorea, Rhabditida, Rhabditidae. The transcript is spliced from 9 exons. Gene Ontology annotation, molecular function: metalloendopeptidase activity. The record is from RefSeq and is a predicted model, not a curated record. Gene Ontology annotation, biological process: protein processing.
AUGAGCGAUGCUUCCUCGAACGAAAAACAAAUCAAAAAAUCACAAUCUUCAUCUAAUUUUUUCAAAACCACAGCGAAAAAGAAGAAAAUGCAAAUAUCUCAAGUAGAAGUUGGAGUUCCUGAUCCAAUUGAAGAACAACAGAAAAUACUUGGAAGGCCGACUCCAUGCACUGUUCUAGCUGUCAGUACAACUCUUUUCAUUCUCAUUCUUUUGAUUGUGGCUCUCGGAGAACUUGGAUUACAUGAUAAAUCAGCCUUUGAAUGGAAAAAACCACCAAAAAAAGCACGGAGAGAACGUCUCGAAUUACCAUGUCAAACAGUUGAAUGUGUCAAGUACUCUGCUUCAUUGCUUGAAUCAAUGAAUUCAUCAAUUCAUCCGUGCGACAACUUUCAUGAACAUGUUUGUUCUGGAUACACUCCGAAAAUAAGAAAUUUCGAGAAACUUCUCAAAUUAAUCAUCUCUCAUCCGAACUCUGAUCACCAAAAGGCGGAGAAAAUUGUUCGUAAAAUGUUGGGAAAAUGUAUAUCUGGCGACACAAAUAUAAAUGAAAACCGUUUGAAAACAAUUAUUCCAUCAGAUCUUCCUUUUCCAAUUCUUUCUGGCAAACCAACUUCAAGCAUCGAACCUGUUCCCAAUUCCACAUUUAAACAUCAAGAUCUCACUAAAAUUCUAAUACACAUCAGUCGACAUACACCUGAUGAUUGUGGAAUAUUCGGAAUAACACCUUCAAUCGAUUCCGAGUUUACACUGUUUGUUAUUAAACCGAAUACUCCUUCGUUAACUUUUUAUCAAUUUCGAAAUGUCCUUGAUAUAUUAAAAAGAAGUCUUCCGAAGAGUGAGACGAAUUCAACGGAAUAUGAAGAAAAUGUAUAUCAAGAGAUGUUGAAUGAUGUUGUCGAAUUGCAAAAGAAGUUGAAAGAGAUCGAGUUCGAAGCCAAUCCAGAAGUCAUUCGUCUUUCUGAAAUUCAAGAAAAUAUGACUGUUGUCGAUUGGGAAGAAUUGAUAGACACUUGGUAUCCGAAUGGGAAUAAAACUUUCGACAAAAAACUAUUUGGUUUCCAUACGACUUAUUAUCAAAAGGUGAAUGAUCUUCUCGAGAAAACACCUUCCGAAACCCUCUAUAAUUUGUUAUUUCUUCGUUUUUCAUUCAAAAUACUAAGAGCUGAAUUAUCGUCUGAACUCGAAGAAACAUGCCUUCUUCAAGUUGCUAAAACUAUUCCUGGAAAGAUUAUUUUACACGGAUCAGCAGAGCCAAAAACCAAAGAAUUAUUCGAUCAAAUGCUUCAAACCAUCCAUAAUCAUCUCAGAAAUUCAUUGACACAACUGAAAUGGAUGGAUUCGAGAGGAAUUGAAGAGGCACAGAAAAAGUUGAAUAAAACAAAGACAUUAUUUGGAUUUGAUGGGGAAGAAUUGAUUGAUGAACUGGUUAUUUCUGAAAACUCAAAUUAUAUUUCAACUCUUUGUCAAGUACUGAAAUGGCAAGCUGACAAAAUGUUCAAAUCGAUUGCUGAGAAUUCAAUUUCAGUAUUUUUGAAUUCUGAAGUAUUCUAUUCAGUUGAGAAGAAUGAACUGACAAUAUCUCGUUCGUUACUUCAUUAUCCAUUCAUCUCGUUUCAUCUUCCAAAUUAUACAAACUUUGCAACAACAGCCUCUAGAAUAAUUCCUCAAUUGAUUCAUGCUUUUGAUGAACGAGGAAGAUAUUACGAUUCAAAUGGAAGAUACAGAGAUUGGUGGAAUUCAGAUACAGAACAAUACUUCCGGAUAAUUGUACGAUGUUUCGAAGCAAUGACUCAAAAUGUGUUUGGAGUAAGUGUUAGUAUUGGAUGGAAUGCAUACGAUUCAACGAAAGAACCCUAUGCAGUUCUCCCUGGAAUGAACAAAACGGAUAAAAUUUUAUUCUUUUAUAGCCUCGUCAAAACAAUGUGCAAUUCAGACUCGAUGAAAGUGAACAACGGAUUAGCAAGUGUUCCAGAGUUCAUUGACGCUUUCAAAUGUCGAAAUGGAUCGUUGAUGAAUUCACAACCGACUAAGUGUAAAAUGGCUUCUUGA